Molecule: messenger RNA, 539 nt
Organism: Porites evermanni
Lineage: Eukaryota; Metazoa; Cnidaria; Anthozoa; Scleractinia; Poritidae
Source: the annotation of a GenBank genome assembly
AUGCAGUCACACUUAAGAAAAACACUGUCAUGGACGACGCGGUCGACGUUUUUGAAGCUCUUCUUUUUGGCUUUCCGGUUUCCGACUUUCCUCCUCAAUUCCACUUAUGUGCUGAAAGCCGUGGACUUGUCCAAGGAAUGUUUGAUUCUCGUCAACCAAAAAGCUCUAAAAAUGAAACUGGAUUGGCUACAGCUGAAAUUAAGGACUAGAUAUAUUACGGACUGUUUUAAGGGUACUGUCUGUUAAAAGAUUACUCGUGUGCGAUAGAAUGGAGAAGAAAGGUUCUGGUCUCGGCUCGAAGGCGUGGCAACAGAAAUGUAAAACGAAGGGUCACCUUUAGCGUUAUACCGGAAAAAUUGCAUCAUUACAAAGGCAUAUACCAAAAAGCAAAAGAGCUUUACGCUAAAGCGCUCAGCUUUAUGGUGCAUGCUGGUGAGAAGACCUUGGAACUUAGUUGUUACGGAAACAUGGGGACUUUGCAUUGGUCAAUGGGGAAAUAUUCCGAGGCGAAAGAGUAUCUUGAAAAGCACUUGCCAUAG